GCUAUUCCCGGAAGCUUCGUCGUUAUGGACCGUGGUCAGCUCGUUGUGAAAGUGGUGCUACUGUGAUGCUAGUGGGGUGACAGCUGUGUUCAAAGAGGUUAGCUCACACGGACCAUUACAAUGCGCCGAGAAGGGCUAUGUAAAGAAACAAAUACGGAAUAUUAAGGGCAGGAUGCAGUCUUCUAAUCACCGACUGCGAGAUAUGGAGCAGCACCACCCGCUACUCUCAGCUGGUGAAGAUGUUGAGACCGGAAGCCUAGCGGCUGGUGUAAUGGUGGGGGUUCCCCACACAGGUCACCCAGUGGGGAACCGCUCACUGUGGUUCAUCCAGGACAGUUGUGGUAUGGUGUGUGCCACCAUGACCUGGUUCCUGGUACUGUAUGCAGAAUUUGUAGUAAACUUCGUAAUGUUGUUGCCUGCUAAAAACUUCUGGUACUCACUCCUGAAUGGGGCCACAUUCAACUCUCUGGCUGUUCUUGCACUGGCCUCACAUCUCCGCACAAUGUUGACUGACCCGGGUGCGGUUCCAAAAGGUAACGCAACCAAGGAGUACAUGGAGCGUUUGCAGUUGAAGCCCGGUGAGGUCAUCUAUAAGUGCCCGAAAUGCUGUAGUAUAAAGCCUGAGAGAGCACACCACUGCAGUAUUUGUAAAAGAUGCAUCAGGAAGAUGGAUCACCACUGUCCCUGGGUGAAUAACUGUGUGGGCGAAAAGAAUCAAAGGUUCUUUGUGCUUUUUACUAUGUACAUAGCCUUGAUUUCUGCCCACGCCCUGGGUCUCAGUGGAAUGCACUUCUUCACAUGUAUUAAAGUCCAGUGGAACGAGUGCAGUGACUUUUCCCCAGGGGUGUCUGUGUUGCUGCUGAUCUUCCUCUGCCUUGAAGCCAUUCUCUUCCUUACUUUCACAGCUGUAAUGUUUGGUACGCAGAUCCACUCCAUCUGCAAUGACGAGACGGAAAUUGAACGUCUUAAAAAUGAGAAGCCGACGUGGGAGCGCCGGAUGCGAUGGGACGGAAUGAAAUCUGUGUUUGGGGGUCCACCUUCUCUGCUGUGGUGCAAUCCAUUUACUGGCCUACGUCUGAGACGUCUGGUUUUGUUGGCCCAAGGUCGUCGUGGCGGUUCUGAGUUUUCUGUGUGAGGCUGGGCCAAACUGUUGAAGAUCACUAAUGCUGGUGAUUUGUAAGAGGAGAUUUAAUUCUCACCAUCCUUGGCUGGACCUCACUUGAAGCUGUGUAGAAAAGAGUGAAGACUGUGGAAAAGAGACUGACUGCUCCCGCGCAUCCUCACCACUACUACUACUACAAAUACUGCUGGAGACCCAACAUCUCGGGUCUACAAGAGUCCAUUACACAGAUGGAUUAUUGUUUUUAACCUGAG
This is a messenger RNA of Thalassophryne amazonica, 1374 nucleotides long. It is a transcript of the gene zdhhc7, whose product is annotated as zinc finger DHHC-type palmitoyltransferase 7. The record is from RefSeq and is a predicted model, not a curated record. Gene Ontology annotation, biological process: protein targeting to membrane; peptidyl-L-cysteine S-palmitoylation. Gene Ontology annotation, cellular component: endoplasmic reticulum; Golgi apparatus. The coding region runs from base 173 to 1135 and encodes 320 amino acids. Gene Ontology annotation, molecular function: protein-cysteine S-palmitoyltransferase activity. The transcript has 7 exons. Lineage: Eukaryota; Metazoa; Chordata; Actinopteri; Batrachoidiformes; Batrachoididae.